This is a messenger RNA of Penicillium mononematosum, 1125 nucleotides long. RefSeq names its product survival factor 1 family protein. Gene Ontology annotation, cellular component: cytoplasm. The transcript has 5 exons. Gene Ontology annotation, biological process: response to oxidative stress. Bases 1 to 1125 code for a protein of 374 amino acids. NCBI's taxonomy places the organism in Eukaryota, Fungi, Ascomycota, Eurotiomycetes, Eurotiales, Aspergillaceae. The record is from RefSeq and is a predicted model, not a curated record.
AUGAACUGGUUAAAGUCGACUCUCUCCGCCGUGGUGGGCACCGAGGAGCCCAUCUAUGGCCCAGAGGCCCUCCAGUCUGUUGCGAAGCAGACCGAGACCACUCCCUUCUCCGAAGUGAACAAGGACAUUUUGCGCUGGCGCGCAUACUCCUACACCAAUGUGGAAACCCAGACCUUCUACAUCAUGGCCGACAACGGGACGGUGGUGUUUGUUCAGGUUAUCUACAGCAACAUUGUCGGAAUCCACACCACCGCCCAGUUCAACGUGAAGAUCUUCGACCUCAGCGGAAAGGGCGACAACAAAUGGUUCUCGGACCCGCUCUCCAACUUCAUGUUCGACGAGAAUAUGCUCUCCUUCGGCGCCGACAACCUGUCGCUGACCCUCAACGAGGAGGGUGACUCAUACACCAUCAAGUCCACCGUCAACAGCGGCGCCCAGGUGGAUAUUAAGUUCUCCCGGACCGCACCCGGUUUCGUCGUCGGCAAGGAUGGAACCUCAUACUUCGGAACCGACCCCAAAAACCCAUGGGGCUCCAUGCGUCACGCUUUCUGGCCCCGCUGUGCUGUCGAGGGUAGCAUCGCUACCAAGGAUCAGACCUACGACCUGGGCGGUCGUGGUGUCUUCAUCAUGGCUCUGCAGGGCAUGAAGCCUCACCACGCUGCCGCCCGCUGGAACUUCAUUAACUUCCAGACCCCCACCUACUCCGCCAUCAUGAUGGAGUACACCACUCCCCUUUCCUACGGCUCCACCACGGUCAACGUCGGUGGUAUUGUCAAGGACGGCGAGGUCAUCUACGCCGGCACAACCAACUCAGUGGCUCACACAGAAACCGGCCAGGACGAGGGCAGUGACUGGCCCGCGCCCAAGUCCAUCAAGUGGGAGUGGAGCGGCAAGACAACCGACGACAAGGCGCUCACAGCCGAGGUGAACGGCGCCCUCGGUUCGCGACUGGAUCGCAUCGACGUUAUGGCCGAGGUGCCAGGCUUCAUUAAGAGCAUCGCUGGCAGUGUUGCCGGUACUCGGCCGUACAUCUUCCAGGAGAAGCUUUCAUUGAAGCUGAAGCUCGGCGACGAGGAGAUCACCGAGGAGGGAACCAUGUUCUCCGAGUCCACCUUCAUCUCGUAA